AUGAUCUCCAGGAUGGAACAAGGGGAAAUGCUGUGGGUCCCGGAUCACCGGGGCUUCAAGGAGAGGGAGAUCUUGAGAGCCAGUGAUGGCAUGAUGAGAAAGUACGAGGAGGAGAAUUCCCAACAGGAAGGUCCUGAGCAAGUGGAACAACACUGGACAUUACUGGAAAGAUCUCAAGGGAAUGUGUCCUCGAGUCCCAAGCAGGAAGCAGCUUGUGAGAAUGAGCACAGGCCAGAGAACCAUCAGGACCUCACUGAACAUCAGAGAGUCCACAUAGGAGAGAAAUCCUAUAAAUGUCCCGACUGCGGGAGAAGCUUCAGUGUGAACUCAGCCCUCAUUCGACAUCAGAGUGUGCACACAGGAGAGAAACCUUAUAAAUGCCCUGACUGUGAGAAAAGCUUCAAUGUGAGUUCAUCGCUUAAUACACAUCGGAGAAUCCAUACGGACGAGAGACCCUAUAGAUGCCCUGACUGCAGGAAAACCUUCAAGGAGAGAUCAAGCCUUAUUAACCAUGAGAGAAUCCAUACAGGAGAGAGACCCUCUAAAUGCCCAGACUGUGGGAAAAGCUUCAACCAGAUCUCAGUCCUUCUUCUACAUCAGAGACUCCACACAGAAGAGAGACCCUAUAAAUGCCCUGAUUGUGGGAAAAACUUCCAUGUGAGCUCAGCCCUCAUUAGACAUUGGAGAAUUCACACAGGUGAGAAACCCUAUAAAUGCCUUGAAUGUGGGAAAAGCUUCAAUGUGAUUUCAUCCCUUUGUACACAUCGGAAAAUUCACGUGGGAGAGAAACCAUAUAAAUGCCCUGACUGUGGGAAAAUCUUCAAUAUUAGUUCGUCCCUUAUCACACAUCAAAGAAUCCAUACAGAAGAGAGACCCUAUAAAUGCUCCAGCUGUGGGAAAAUCUUCAAUAUUAGCUCAUCCCUGAUUAGACAACAGAGAACGCACACAGAAGAGAGACCCUAUAAAUGCACCAACUGUGGGAAAAGCUUCACUCAGAGCUCAUACCUUAUUAAACAUCAGAGAAUCCACAUAGCAGAGACACCUAUAAAUGCCCCAGUCAGUAGCCAUAGUAAAAAUAAGCCAUUUCCUGAUUUUCCUCCUACAUCAGUGACAUUUGGUUCCCAAGUGUCUGGCUUCCCCUCUCUCUGGGUUGAGGAUACAGCAGCAGACAAACCUGAACUGAUGAGUGACUCUGGUUCUGUCUGUCUAGCACACCCCAGGCAGAGCAGAAUACCUAAUCCACUUUGUCUCAUUGCUGCAGCCCCAGCAGCUGAGCGGAUGUGCCUCUCCGCCUUCUACCUGAUGGGCAAAGGAAGAGACGAGAACUCCCCUGGAAAUUCCCUCUCUCCUUCCCUGCCCUUUCGUGGAGAUUAGCAGAAGAAAACUUGGGCCCCGUAUUCACUCUAGAGACCUGUCUCCAUCUCUCUUCUUCCACCAGCCCAUGGGCUGGGCUCCCACACUUAACUGGAGUUGUUCCCUGCUGUGGGGUGUCCCUGAGGGCUGGUAACCCCUUCUCUCCCCAAAUCCCCCAGGGUGCUUGGUUCUCAGGGGAUCAGAUGUUAACAGACCAGGAGGGAUGGAUGAUGGGAAGGGAAUGGAGGAGUUUAAUGUUUGGGGCUGAUAGAGAUGGGAACCAGAAGCAGUCAGAUGCAGGGUGUUGGGGUAUCCAGUGUGUGGGGAUCAUGGAAUAAGAAGGGUGGGAAGGGAUGGGCUUAGGAAGGUACUUCUCCUAUAAUUCAGCCCCUCUGCCCCUUUCCCUGUCCUUUCAUUAUUAAGAAAGCAUCAUUGAGAGGGACACAAGAACUAGGGGUCACCAAAUGAAAUGAAUAGGCAGCAGGUUUAAAACAAACAAAAGGAAGUAUUUCUUCACACAACGCACAGUCAGUCUGUGGAACUCUUUUCCAGCAGAUGUU
Chelonia mydas (Green sea turtle) is the source of this 1913-nucleotide messenger RNA. RefSeq names its product zinc finger protein 34-like. The transcript is spliced from 3 exons. NCBI's taxonomy places the organism in Eukaryota, Metazoa, Chordata, Testudines, Cheloniidae. Gene Ontology annotation, cellular component: nucleus. The record is from RefSeq and is a predicted model, not a curated record. Gene Ontology annotation, molecular function: DNA-binding transcription factor activity, RNA polymerase II-specific; RNA polymerase II transcription regulatory region sequence-specific DNA binding. Gene Ontology annotation, biological process: regulation of transcription by RNA polymerase II. Bases 1 to 1374 code for a protein of 457 amino acids.